This is a messenger RNA of Fusarium coffeatum, 588 nucleotides long. RefSeq lists its product as uncharacterized. The transcript has 4 exons. The record is from RefSeq and is a predicted model, not a curated record. Bases 1 to 588 code for a protein of 195 amino acids. NCBI's taxonomy places the organism in Eukaryota, Fungi, Ascomycota, Sordariomycetes, Hypocreales, Nectriaceae.
AUGCCUGGAAUUCCUCUGCACGCCCUUGACAACUUCAAGGCUAAGCUUAAGGCUGCCUUCAAGAAGAAGGAUAACAAGGAAGAAGCCAAGCCAGCUGAGCAGAAGCCUACCGAGACCAAGCCGGCCGAGACCAACCCUACCACUACCGAGCCUACCAAGACUGAGGCUGCUCCUCCUGCGCCAGCCACCGAGCCUGCCCCUGCUGCGGCUCCCGCUGCUCCUGCGGCCGAGCCUGCUAAGGAGGCCAAGCCCGAGACUGAGGUCAAGCCUGAAGCUCCUGUAGCUCCCGCUGCUCCUGCCGAGCCCGCAAAGACCGUGGAGACCGCGCCUGCUCCUGCUACUGAGCCCGCCAAGCCCGCCGCUGCCCCGGCCACUGAAGCUUCAGCUCCCGUUCCCGAGCCUGCCAAGACGGAACCCGCACCGGCUGCUGCCCCGGCUGAGCCAACUGCCCCCGUCGCCGAGACACCUGCUGCUCCCGCGCCCGCCGCAGCUGAUACCACUCAUGCAGCUCCCGCUGAAGCUCCCAAGGAAGAGGAGAAGAAGGAUACCCCUGCUCCUCCUGCUCCUGCCCCUGUGGCAUCUGCUUAA